GCCAUUUUGUGAAGAAAAAGGAACCCAGUUACGCCCAUUUCAGUAAAAGUACGGGUUGGACCGUACGACGGGUGGCUCCGGCAAUAUUUUGGGCCGGCUGCGUCAUUCCUUCGCCGCCGUCCGAGCUUGAGAGCCGAGGAGGGGGAAGAGAUGGUAACGUCACCGGUGGUGAAUAUGUACCCUCUCUCGAACUACACGUUCGGGACGAAGGAGCCGAAGAUGGAGAAGGACACUUCCGUCGCUGAUCGCCUUGCUCGCAUGAAGGUCAACUAUAUGAAGGAAGGCAUGCGGAUGAGUGCUGAGGCAAUUUUACUGGUGCAGGAACACAACCAUCCCCAUAUAUUGCUAUUACAAAUUGGAAAUACAUUUUGUAAACUUCCUGGUGGACGUUUGAAGCCUGGAGAGAACGAAAUUGAGGGUUUGAAACGGAAGCUGUCUAGCAAACUUGGGGCCAACUCACCUUCCUUUCAGCAAAAUUGGCAGAUUGGGGAGUGCGUUGCUGUGUGGUGGAGACCAAACUUUGAAACAAUAAUGUACCCAUAUUGUCCUCCUCAUAUCACCAAGCCCAAGGAGUGUAAGAAGCUUUUUCUUGUUCACUUGCCGGAAAGAGAAUACUUUGCUGUUCCCAGAAACUUGAAGUUGCUUGCUGUUCCAUUGUUUGAACUGUAUGACAAUGUUACGAGAUAUGGACCUGUUAUCUCAACCAUUCCACAACAAUUAUCAAGAUUUCAGUUCAACAUGGUUAGUUCGUGAAGAUGGUAGGCUGUUUUACAGCAAAGUUCAUCGAUUGACUGAUCCACCCAGACCUUCAAAAUGUGCAUGCCACAGCAAGAUGAAUGAAACUUACCCAAUCUAACUUGAACUCCUUAGCUUACGUGAUAUAUUGCCUGCUUAAACUUUUUGUGUGCACCUAUAGAAUUUGUUGAUCUGUGUAUGGGGUUUUCUUCGUUUCAAAUGUAAGGUUGACAUCAACAGUUGGACUUCCGAGUGAUCAUAGUGUGUAGUUUAGAAAAAAAUAUAGACUAAUCUCUAUAUCCCGAAGCCUUUUCUUAGUAACAGUGCAUUCAUUAAACUGAUGCUAGGUUAGAGAACAGAUAAGCGGACAGAGACACGUGAGAAACGAGAUGUCUAUUGUGUGUUGAAGCUUACAUGUUGUGUCUCUACCAAGUUUUUGCUGGGUUUGCUUGGUGUUUUGUGUGUGGGAGGGUUGCUGAAGUUUUCAUGAUGAUGGGGCAAAUUUUGAGUGAGCAAAUUUGUCUUUCGAAUCUCAGUAGGACAGAUAUUGAUGCAUUUUUUAAAGAAAAUGUAAUAAUUUUGUGCAGUUAA
Messenger RNA from Elaeis guineensis (African oil palm), 1326 nucleotides. Its product is annotated as pre-mRNA cleavage factor Im 25 kDa subunit 2. Gene Ontology annotation, molecular function: mRNA binding. The record is from RefSeq and is a predicted model, not a curated record. Gene Ontology annotation, cellular component: mRNA cleavage factor complex. Gene Ontology annotation, biological process: mRNA 3'-end processing. Lineage: Eukaryota; Viridiplantae; Streptophyta; Magnoliopsida; Arecales; Arecaceae.